AUGCUGGGAAAAGGAUAUAGAUUAGGUGGAUCAGUUGGAACGGUUUUGCAAGAGGUUAUCCGGAAGUCUGGGAAAGAAGCCCCAAGAACUCCGAAGAUUGGUGUCACUUUUCCAUGCAAAUUUAGCAAACCAAAAGGCCAGGAAGAUAACUUUACCCGAAACUUAUUACCAGGAAAAACGUUAUUAAAUAAAGUUGGAUCCAUAAGUAAAUCUUUGGCAAGUCAAGGAAUCCAAAAUCCGAAGCCGAAAGCAAAUUUGGAACAGGAUCAAAAAGCGCUCGUAAGGAUCAAUCCUAAACGUAGAAGAGGCAAAAGGUCGCCUAAGAGGUCAACUGCGGGAAAUAUUGAACAGCCCCUUGAUGACAAUGGCAUAUGGUUUGAAUGCAAUGUGCCCUUUCGAGUAAAUAUUCCCUUUCCUAUUAGCAUGAAGAAUCUAUUUGGUUCCCAGCUAUUUCCAGGCAAUAGCAACUACCAGAUCCUUAAAGCCCUUGUGCCGGAAGGAAAUUUACAGAAGGAUAGUAAGCUAGAGUGGCCUUUAAGCUUUUCAAUGCGUCCAGCUCUUCCACCUCCAGAUCUGCAAUCUAACACUUCAUCCAUCAAAGCAGUAGGAUUCACAAAGAAAAAGGGAUUAAGACGUGGAAAAAAAGCCUUUCCCUGCGAAACAUCCACUCAAACGAUCGAAGAAGAAUCUGAUCCUGUUUUGAGCUGCCUGGAACAAAUCAGAAAUCAACUGGCCGGCAAAACUCCUGAGAAUCAAGAAAAGAAGAUAUCACGCUGCUUUGCCGAGAAAUCUACAAAUGUAAGGAGUAUUCAGGGCGAUAGAAAUGAAGCUGGUGUGGAAGAACCUACGCAGUCAUCACCAAAUGAAGCCAUUGAAGCAGUGAAAGACGAUAAAAGUGAUAAUUCAAAGCCCUCUGAUCCGCAACAAACAACAUCAUCUGGAAGUUUCCAGAAAAGAUCGCCAAGGAAUUCUUUAAACAUAUUAGCGCAGCCUAAAUCAAAGACCAACAAUAUGGUCAAGAAAAGUACUUCUUCUAAAACUCAGUCAAAUCUGAACGCUGUGUCUUCACCGGUUUCCACAGGAACGCCAAAGAAGUCACAAGAAAAAGUGGAAACUAAUUUAAAUCGUGAAGAUGGGGACUUGAAGAAGCCAAAGGAUACCGUUGAAGGAACUGGUUUUGUAAAUGUCACCAAGCCCAUUUUAAAACCGUGUAUUUGUCUGUGCAGGCUUCCAAGGGUUUUUCCAAAAUUUACGAGAGUUAUGAUGCCAAUAACAACGUGCCAGCAUAAUUUUAUGAAUGGAUGUCGAAUGCCGAAAUGGCAAAACCAUAGUCAACCCAACCAGCACUGCUGCCAAUGUAUCCACACACAAGGAAACCAAAAACGAAUACCUCCUACAACUGCAUCUAUGAAGGAUGUACCAUAUGAACAAGAGCAAUCAGAAAAGAGAAACCAUAGCAAUUCAAGGUCUUGUUUAAGUAAUUGUGAAAAACCCAUGUCAACGGGCCAGCGGUCUAUUAUGAAAAGAAAAUCCGGAAAGCCCAAUCAAAGAUUCGGCUGUAGGACCUCGAAUAGGAACAUUUGCUUUAGGGAACGCAUAUCCACUUUCAGCCAAUCAACCCAAAUAGAAUAUCCCACAAAAGAAUGUGCCCAGUAUCAUUGUAAUGAAUCCUAUGCUUCUAGCAGAACCGAUACUGAUGGUGACUAUGUGGAUGGAUCCUCAAAUAGCGACUUUAGAUCCUCAAACAGUGUGAAAAGUAAAAGUUCUCCUCAUAGUACCUCUGUUAGGAGCGGAUCAAAUAGUAGCUAUACUGCCCCAAGUGCUAAUCCUAGUGAAAAAGAGUCUUAUUCUGAAGGAUCGAAGAGUGAAGGCCCAAAGGAAUCUUCUCCAGAAACAAAAUCAAAUAUAAGCAGCAACGAAUCCCUGUCAUCGUCUAGAAAAACAUCUCGUGCGAGUUCUAUUAAGAGUAAUUCGAAAACUUCCACACGAAACGAGGUUAAUCGUUUCAAAAAUAAAAAUAAUGAAUUGCCUCAAAAUAAAACUGGGAAUAAACGGAAACAACGUCUUAGGAAACGUAUAAGUUCUGGGGGCGAAACUUUUCCAGAGGGCUCCAUAGAUUGUGGUCAUGAUGAAUUCUCGGAGGAGGCAGACGCACAAACUCCAAAAACAUCUAAAAACAGCUUUGAAGCUUUGAAAGCAAGUGAAAAUAAAUGUGGAACGGAUAUAAAAGAGAGUAAAUUGAGCAAAAAUUCGGACCAUUUACUUUCUGAAAGAAACACCCGAAAAGCAAGUUCCGGAAAGCAAAGUCAAGAACAAAAAGCUGACAGUUCAAAGGAAUCAAUCUGCAGUAGAAACUCGGAUCAAAGAAAUAACUUCGAAUGUUAUCCAAACGGUGCGGCUCAUACUAAAGAUCAAUGCAAUGGACAUCGAGAAGUAUCUUUCAGGCAGCGCUCACAAUCAGCCCCCGAGUGCUGGAUACUUCGAUUUCCCCAAGGGAACCCAACAAAUAGAUCUAAAAAAUCACACCAAUAUUCUCCGGAAAAUUGCACAGAAAGUCAGAGUUGUCCAGAAAACGUACUUGUACUUCAGGACGAAACUGGUGAAAGCGAUUCAGAUGACUGUGCCCUCGUAAGAUGCAACGAUUUCUCAACAGAAAAUGAGACCUUAAAUGCGAACUGCCUUGAAUGCGAAACUCCGGACUACAGUAUAAAUGCGAGUAUUUUAAAUCAGCUUAGGAAGGAGGAAAGCUCGAUUAGUCCCACACCAAGCCAAAGAACCUUUAUCCUUGCUGGCGAUCAACAUACGAAUGAUCUUAACACACCACAACAGGACCAAGAAAGGGAAAAACCACCUAUGGUGCAAGUGCCUUUUCGCAUGAGCAGCACGGAAGAGUUGGGCAUUUCCCAACCAAAACAAUGGAGGGAGUUGGGUCUAAAACUCACGAUGCUCAAUGCCAACCAAUUUCAAAUGGCACCAGCAACUACAAAUCACGUGUCAUUACCAACCAAGCUACCAAAAAGACCCAACAAUCAAAACCCCAAUUCUUAUUGUGGGCCGAUAAAUGGUGUAUUUGUUCUAGCUUCUUCUCUACCUACAAGGACGAAUGCCGUAGAGGAAUCUGCUGAAAGGAGAAAUAGAAAUCUGCAGAACAUAAAUCAAUCAGGCACAUUAGAUUCCUUGAGUAGCGAUUAUCCUACUUCACGACGUAAUAUAUCCUCAGAAAAUAGGGCCAAUGCUCCAGCCCAAACAUCUUACGCAGCGCUCAGAGGUAUUCGAAAGAAUGAUUCAAACAAUUCGAAUAGCGAAAGAUUCAUUUCGGUUAGCAGCCAACAUCCUGAACUCAGCCAAGAUGAAUCCCGAAAUUGUUAUAGGAAAUCAGAUUAUAGAAGCGACCAAAGCCACCAAGAAAGUCAACAAGAGGAAGCUAUUGCUGGAGUUUCUGGCUAUUCUGAAAUGCAAUCAAUGCCUACUGUCUUAACCUGGACAGAUCCAGCUCCGAAUUCCCAAUUAGUAGCUUCCAAUAGAUCAAAUGCCACAGAGAGAUCGACUGACGUGGAAACCCUGGAAACGGUGACUCUGAUGCAACCACGAAAACUUCGAAGUUGUGAAAGUGCUGGAAUCAGAAACCAGGCUAAUAGGAAUGAGAACACCGUUCUUAUGGAGACAAGAACUCCCUGCAACAGAGAAAAUCUCCUCCACACCUGUGGACGACCGCCCUGUAACUCUUGUCCUCACCAUUACACGGGUCUUCCUCCAGGACUACAUCAAGGAUUUAUGAAGCCUGAGGAUCACAUGCUACAGCCACAGAUCUCUGCGAGUGCACCACAAAAUAUCACUCCUUUCGAUGAAGGAUACCUUAUAGAUCCACGGGAUCAGUGGAUGACCAAUAAAUCACCUGCUUCCGCACCAGCAAUGCAGAGUGCAUUUCAAAUGAAGGCACCGUAUCAGCCCAAACCAAGACCCCACCAUCACUUUCAGGAACCUGUACAUCCUCCACAAAGUUCCUUUCAGCCCAGAAAUUCUGACCACUAUCCAGAACUGAAAGAGAACAUUAGAAUGCUUCCAGAUGGAUUCUAUGAUCGCACCGUGAAUAAGUAUAACAUAGCACGAAUGGACUCAAACUUUCAGCCACCGGAAUUUUCACUGGAGCCGGAAUUCCUUCACGCAGAACAGCACCCUACUUUUAGGCAGCAAGCUGGUCCAUAUGGCAAUCAAUUUCAUCCGCAACUGAUGAUGGCAUCCGUUCCAGAUCCUAAUCGGCGUUAUAUUCCACCGCAGAACCAAUACCCAGCUGAGAUGCAAAACCAACUCUCGAUGUAUUGGACACAGCAAAAUAUAAAUUUGGGUUACUAUGAUCAAUCGGAAUACCAAAUUUAA
Molecule: messenger RNA, 4377 nt
Organism: Drosophila erecta
Lineage: Eukaryota; Metazoa; Arthropoda; Insecta; Diptera; Drosophilidae
Exons: 5
Coding region: 1-4377 (1458 amino acids)
Source: RefSeq, a predicted model, not a curated record